CAUGUCAACUGUUAUUUUAUGGACUUUGAUAAGAAUUGUGAUGGUUUUAAAAGAUCAUAAUUCAGAUAGUAAAUAUGGUACAAUGAGUAUUUUGGAAAUUUCGAUCGUGAACAGCAGCCGACGCAUAAGUAUUUUGAGGAAUUCUUGACCAUCGAAGGAGAAGAUGAGUUGAAAUGAAGAAAUUCCAUAACCCGACUGAUAUUCAACAAAAAGAGAGCCAAGAGCUCUCAAAAAAACUUUAUCGGAUCAUAGGCGAACAAGCCAAACUGCUGGACGAUGCCCGCAGCUGCGUUCGCACCAUCUCGGACCUUUUCACGCCCAUUCUGCAGGCUCAACGCCGGAAAUUCUGCGACUACUGCGACCGGUUGAUUUUCUGCGAACCUCUGCUCUAUGGCCGCCGUGGCGAAGAACUAGUAUGGCGUAAAGGGUUUUACGAAGUAAUUUACACCGCGAAGAAACUGAAGAAGGCGGAACUUAGCAGCGAAGAGAUCGGCAGCAUUCAGUCCCACAUUAACUCAGGCAUCGGCUUCUACCAUCACAUGCUGCUGAAGCUGAAUUACCAGUUCCAAAUCCCCUUGAGCAACGUGAUCGACUGCGACAUGCUACUGGAUGAUGCUGAGGCCUCAGAAGUGACUCCCGAGCUGAAGCAAUGGGCCAAACAGGCAAUCCAUCAGUGCCUGAUCUACAUGGGGGAUUUAUCCAGAUAUCGACAGGAGCUGGAGCCUAGUUUGGGCUCAGCAGCUGCCACUCGCUACUAUUUGCAGGCGGCAACAUUCCGGCCAGAAUCCGGCAUGCCUUACAACCAGAUGGGCACCCUUGCAAUGCAUCAGCACAAUCUACUGGACGCCGUUUAUUACUACAUGCGAUGUCUGGCCUGCAAGAUGCCCUUUGAGGGCACAUCGAACAAUCUGCAGAAUCUGUUCGAGAAGAAUUCCAAGUUCAUCGAACAAUUGCCCAGCAUCGAUGAGGACGCCGACUGUAUUAUCGAGCCGGAAAAGUCGGAGACUAUUAAGAGAUUCAUUGCUAGGUUCCUGCUACUCAUCGACAUUUGGUACUUCAAGAAAAAGGUGCCGAACGUCUACAGUCUGUGCCAUCAGACCUGCAAGAACUUGGAAGAGUGUCUGACCUUUGCAAAGCCCACGGCUAGCGAGUCUGGUGAUUCACCAACAACUGUAAUCGACUUGGACACCAGCAACUUAACUGGGCAAAUGAUUUUCCGAGUGGUGCUCAUUUGCCUGCUGGCCAUUUCCAAGCUACACUCGAUCAAUUCGCCCACUUUGUCCACCCUGGUCGCCUUUACUCUCAGCAUUUAUUCGCAGAUUAUCAUGAAAAUGGUCAAUCACAUUGAAGAAGCCGUGCUGAACUAUCCGCUUUCAGACGACAGUAGGAAAUCUGAUGGCGUUCUUAAGGAGAUGAUGCAGUUGAGCAAGAAAAAAUCCAUUUCUAAGCUAAGGAGACGAAAAGUGCUCAGAACUGAGAGCGAUGAGGAGUCGGACUUGAGCGAAAACGACGCCUUGGACUGCAGCAGCUCGGACGAUUCUUUCAUUUCCGACGCUGAAGAUGUUCGGGUGGUGGAGUCCUCAGACGAAGAGCUCGAUGUCAUUAAGCUUCCAGGCGAUAAAUCAAAGCGCAAUGGCUUUACGAAACGAAAGAUCCUCGACGAGCCAAAGAACAUGACGUCCAUCCUGAAGAAAGUCCAGCGAAUGGAUGUGAAUGUUAUGCUGGAGAUUAUCAAUGAAGAGGGACUGUUACAAAGCAUCCGCGCCGUUAACGAUUGGCUGAAAUCCAGCCAGGAGAUCAUCAAAUCGUGCGCUUCCAACACCAAGACGCUGAUCAAGCAGAUCGUUUCCCUAAGCAAUCUGGUGAAUCUCAACCUGGCCAAGGUUCACGACGUAAAGUUCCAGAUUGCGGAACUGAUCCAGGGAGAGCACAAAAUGCCACUGACUGAAGACGUUGUGCUCAAGGGCAUCGACAUUGUCCAGGACGCCCAGAAGGAAUACGACUGGGACUAUUUGUUGAAGAAAAAUGUGACUAGUACGGAAGAGGCCACAAUUCGCAUUCUGAAGAUUAUUUCGUUCGGCAAGUUCCUGUCGAAGAUCCAGGAGACGGCAGUCAACUACGAUGAGAACAGCAACGUGUUCACGUGCAAGCUGAGCGAAAACGACGAAGAAGAACAAGGCCUAUCGGCCGCAGCCUUAAUGGAAGAACUGGAGCGCGAAGAUGAAAGUUCGGCGGUAGCCAAAACCAAUGGGGACGUUAAGCCGGAGAACGGCGGACAAAUGAGCAAGAUGAAGAUGAAGCACAUGGGCCAUCUGUGGUUGGCUGCGGAGGUGCGCGCCCUGGAAACCCGGGUGGGUGGCACCAAAGUCGCCCUUUCCCCAUACCUGGUAGUGGAUGCCGACGCUCUUAUUAAAUCCACGCAUAUGGUGAAGCAACUGGUCUACUCGCGCCAGUUCAUCUUGAUUGUGCCCGCAGCUGUGGUUUCGGCUUUGGACGACUUGAAGAAGGAUAAAAUUGAAGCCCGAGACGCCAUUCGCUGGUUGGAGUCGCAAUUCCACAGGGGAAACCGAUUCUUCAGGUCGCAGCGUCCCAACGAACGGACCCCCAUUCCCUACGUGAAAUACCCGAAGAAAAAGGGCAAGGAGAUGCACGUCUACAUCCAGAUCAUCGAGUGUUGCCACUACUUUACCGAUCAGCAAAAGGACGCCUCGAACGUGGUGACUUGCUUGAUUGGCGCCAGUCACAGCACGCCGCUGAACAGCGGCGACAACAAAGAGUUUAGCUACGCGGGUCUGGCAAAGUCAGUGGGAAUUGUACUUGAACCGAUUGCCAGUUUCUACGGGAAAUGGAAGAAAAGCAAGGGCAACAGGUGAGAGGCGCAGCGAAACCCUUGGAGCUCCAGCUGAUGAUCGAGGCGUGGUCACGAUGCCAAUGUGAACCCCCCGGCCAAUUGAAACGCGUUAUUUUUUUUUUAAUUUUGCUAGUGUUGUGCUGCAUUUUAUUCAAUAAAGAAAGUUGGUUCGUUAA
Dendroctonus ponderosae (mountain pine beetle) is the source of this 3027-nucleotide messenger RNA. It is a transcript of the gene Smg5, whose product is annotated as nonsense-mediated mRNA decay factor SMG5. Gene Ontology annotation, biological process: nuclear-transcribed mRNA catabolic process, nonsense-mediated decay. Gene Ontology annotation, molecular function: telomeric repeat DNA binding; protein binding; telomerase RNA binding. The record is from RefSeq and is a predicted model, not a curated record. The transcript is spliced from 9 exons. Gene Ontology annotation, cellular component: telomerase holoenzyme complex. Bases 174 to 2873 code for a protein of 899 amino acids. Lineage: Eukaryota; Metazoa; Arthropoda; Insecta; Coleoptera; Curculionidae.